Molecule: messenger RNA, 4534 nt
Organism: Nothobranchius furzeri (turquoise killifish)
Lineage: Eukaryota; Metazoa; Chordata; Actinopteri; Cyprinodontiformes; Nothobranchiidae
Gene: spns1
Product: SPNS lysolipid transporter 1, lysophospholipid
Biological process (GO): transmembrane transport
Cellular component (GO): membrane
Molecular function (GO): transmembrane transporter activity
Source: RefSeq, a predicted model, not a curated record
GUGAGCCGCGGGGCGGAAGUUGAGUCAGACCUGUUAUGGCGGCGGUGGAAAAACCUCGCUUCUGAGCAGGUCGGUGGAAAAACAUCCACGUUUUGACCGCAGUUCCUCCUCGCUGGUGAACGUGUAGUUCUAACGUUGAACCGACAACAUGGGCUUUGAAUAGCUUUUAUAACUUUGAGUUAGAAGACUUUACACCGGCAGCAGAAGGAGUAACGGACGCGGAUCGCGAGUCAUCCUCACAGGAAGGUAAACAACAACUGCGGCUUUUCCUGCAGCUGCAGCAGUCAUGUCUCUGGAUGAACACACAUCAGACUCGGCACCACUCUUCUCCGAUGACAGCGAGGCGGAGGGUCCCAACGGACCAGAUGCUCAGCAGCAUCCUGAAGAGGAGGCCAGUGGGGUGUCCCGGGUCCGCGCGGUUCUGAUCGUCUUAACCCUCUGUUACAUCAACCUGCUCAAUUACAUGGAUCGGUUCACUGUAGCAGGUGUUCUCCCUGACAUCGAGCAGUACUUUGGAAUUGACGAUGGAAAUUCUGGUCUACUACAAACAGUUUUUAUCUGCAGCUACAUGUUUUUGGCUCCAUUCUUCGGGUACUUGGGCGACAGGUACAACAGGAAGUACAUCAUGAGUGCUGGCAUCUUGUUCUGGUCCUCUGUGACACUCGCCAGUUCUUACACACCCAAAGAGCACUUCUGGGCGCUGCUACUGACUCGAGGUCUGGUUGGAGUCGGGGAGGCCAGCUACUCCACCAUCGCCCCCACCAUCAUCGCUGACCUCUACAUCAAGGAAAAGAGGACCAACAUGCUGUCCCUCUUUUACUUUGCUAUUCCUGUUGGCAGUGGUCUCGGGUACAUCGUCGGCUCUCAGGUCAGCAGUGCGACGAAGGACUGGCACUCGGCUCUGCGGGUCACCCCGGGUCUCGGUCUGGUCGCUGUGGUCCUGCUGCUGUUUGUGGUCCAGGAGCCUAAAAGAGGAGCGGUGGAGGCCCGGUCAGACAUGCACCAGACCAGCUGGCUGACCGACCUGCGGGAACUGAGCAGGAACUGCAGCUUCAUAUUGUCUACCUUAGGCUUCACAGCUGUGGCGUUUGUGACGGGGUCUCUGGCCUUGUGGGCGCCCACAUUCCUUUAUAGAGCCGCUGUCUUCACGGGACAGAAACCUCCGUGUGUGGAUGAGGCUCAGUGCUCCUCCUCAGACAGUUUGAUUUUUGGGAUCAUCACUGUCAUCACUGGCCUGCUGGGCGUGGCCAGCGGCGUGCAGGUGAGUCGGCAACUAAGGAAGAAGACGGCUCGAGCCGACCCACUGGUCUGUGCCGCUGGUCUGCUGCUGUCAGCACCGUUCCUCUACCUGGCCAUCGUGUGUGCUCAGACCAGCACUGUUGCCACAUACAUUUUCAUUUUCCUUGGAGAGACGUUUCUGUCCAUGAACUGGGCCAUCGUAGCUGACAUCCUGCUGUACGUGGUCGUCCCAACACGGCGCUCCACAGCCGAGGCUCUGCAGAUUGUGGUCUCUCACCUGCUGGGAGACGCAGGAAGUCCGUCCCUGAUUGGAGUGUUCUCCGACUCACUAAGGAAGACCGACUCGUUCCUCUGGCAGUUCCGCUCUCUGCAGAUCUCACUGUUGCUCUGCUCCUUCGUGGCUGUGGUGGGCGGAGCCUUCUUCCUUUUCACAGCUCUUUUCAUCGAGAAAGACCGCAAUCGAGCUGAGAAGUACAUCCCAUCAGCUGACGAGCCGAUCGUCGUGCCAAAAAGUGGGCGGUCCGCUCACGUGUCUGUGUCCAGUGUCCUGAUCUGACCUGUCUCCCUCCUGAUUGGACAAUCUGUAACAAAGACCGUUUUUAUUUGACAGUUUUAAUCGACGCGUCAUGCCCAGAAGACUUACGGAGAACCAUCUGGUCCUGUUUUCCAGACGUAAAUGAUGAACAUCUUCAUUGUUCAUUUAUCAGUUUAAAGACUCCGACUGAUCUGGGAUCAGCCACACAUCACUAUAACAACAUGUAGCCUUGUUUUAUAACUUCAUUAAUACCUUUAAUAUCACAUGUUUGUACAUAAUUUUAAUAAGAGAACUUCCUGCAACAGCAAGAAGGAAAUUCCGAUUCAAGAGGAAGGAAAUAUUUUUGCUUCAGAACUUUUUUAACUCUGUUACUGUUUGGUUUCUUUUGGUUUAGUGAAGUUUGUAGGUGAUGGAAACAGUUUUUAUUUGUAUUUUUUUCUAGAGUAACGUCGCCCUUCAGGUUAGAACUGAGCUGUUACAAUCACAGCUAUUUAAAAAAGAACAUAUGCUUUUAAAUUAAUGUUAAUCUCAAAUUAAUUUAGUUUCUUUUUGUGAAUUAUUAAAUGAGAUUUAACUUGUCAGAUGUUUGGACUUCAUGAAAGAUGCAGAUCAAAACAAAACAAGUCACCAAAUAAUAUUUUUUAGAAUGACAUUUCAAUCCAACACUGCAAACGUCUUCAUUAAUUUAAUAUUUGUGUUUCUAAAAUAACAAAAUAUAACCAGUAUAUGUGACUUUUGUUAUUUUAUUGUAACAUGAACGUGAAAAUGAUAAAAGGACUAACAUAUAAUGUUUAGUCAGCUUCAAAUUGUGCAAAUUUUCCCACUCAAGAUGAUGAGAGGCCUGCAAUGUUCGUCAUAGCUAAACCUCAACUGAGAGGCAAAAUGAGAAAAAAAAAUCCUGAAAAUCACACAGUCUGAUUUAGUAUUUAUUAGCAAAUUAUGGUGGAAAAUAAGUUUUUAAUUAAUGAAAGUCCAUCUCAAUACUUUGUUAUAGGCUCUUUAUUGGCAAAGACGGAUCAAACAUUUUCUGUAAGUCUUCACAAGGUUUCACGCACUGUUGCUGGUAUUUUGGCCCAUUCCUCCAUGCAGAUCUCUAGAUCCGUGAUGUUUUGGGGCUGUCGCUGGGAAACACAGAUUUUUACCUUCCCCCAAAGAUUUUCGACGUGGUUGAGAUCUGGAGAUCUGGCUAGGUCACUCCAGGACCUUCUUACAAGCCACUCCAUUUUUCGGGCGGUGCAUUUGGGAUCAUUGUCAUGCUGAAAGAUCCAGCCAUUUUUUAUCUUCAAUGCCCUCACUGAAGUAAGGAGGUUUUCACUCAAAUCUGAUGAUACAUGGCCCCAUUCAUUCUUUCCUUUACAUCAGUGGUACUCCUGGUCCCUUUGCAGAAAAACAGCACCAAAGCAUGAUGUUUCCACUCCCAUGCUUUACAGUAGGUACGGUGUUCUUUGGAUGCAGCUCAGCAUUCUUUCUCCUCCAAGCAUGAUGAAUAGUUUUUACCUUAAUGUUCUAUUUUGGUUUCAUCUGACCACAUGACAUUCUCACAGUCCUCUUCUGGAUCAUCCAGAUGCUCCCUAGCAAACUUCAGAUGGGUCUGCACAUGUGCUAGCUUAAGCAGGGGGACAUGUCUGCCACUGCAGGAUUUGAGUCUCUGGCAGCGUAGUGUGUUACUGAUGGUAGUCUUUGUAACUUUGGUCCCAGCUCUCUGCAGGUCAUUCACUAGGUCUGGAAUUGUUGCUCACCGUUCUGAUCAUUUUGACCCCACAGGGUGAGAUCUUGCAUGGAGCCCCUGAUGGAGGGAGAUUAUCAGUGGUCUUGUAUGUGUUCCACUUUCAAAUUUUAGCUCUCACCGUUGAUUUCUUCCAAGCUGCUUACCUAUUGCAGAUUCAAUAAUCCCAGCCUGGUGCAGGUCUACACUUUUGUUUCUGGUGUCUUUUGACAGCUCGUUGGUCUUGGCCAGAGUGGAGUUUGGAGUGUAACUUUUUGAGGUUGUCUUUUACACUGAUGAUGAGUUCCAGCAGGUGCCAUUAAUACAGGUAAUGAGUGGAAUACAGAGGAGCCUCUUAUAGAAGAAGCUACAGGUCUGUGAGAGCCAGAAGUAUUACUUGUUUGUAGAAGACCAAAUACUUAUUUUCCACCAUUAUUUGCAAUGUGUCAGGAAGCACAAGAAUGAAACAUAUUUAAAGGGAUUCUUAGCAACUUUUCAUAGUUUUAAAUCCUUUUCUUGAGCCAUUAUGUGCUAAAAUGACCCUGGAAGGAUGAGACCACCUGCAGAGAGUGAGUUAUCUCUAUGAUCCUCAUCCCAGCUGCUUCACACUCAGCUGCAAACUGCUUCAGUGAAAGCCAGAGAUCACUUUCUGGUGAAGCCAAAAGGACCACAUCAUCUGCAUAAAGCAGAGAUCUGAUCCUCUUACCAUCAAAAUGGAUUCACUCCACACCUUGGCUGCACCUAAAAAUCCUGUCCAUAAAAGUUAUGAACAGAAUCGGUGACAAAGGGCAGCCUUCGCAAUUUGGGGGCCCAGGGUGAACACAGACAUGGGGCCCCUUACACUAAAUAAUCGACAGUCUUAUCUUUAACUGGAUUUGUGAAAUGCUACCCGCUUCUGACAUGAGUCAUUUCACUUUUUAUUGUUUUUAUAGUAGUUACUGUGCCGCUUUUAUUACUUUCUUCCUGUGUGUUGAUUUUUAUGCUCUUUUACUGUGCAGCACUUUGAUGGCCUUGGCCGUGUAGAAAUGUGCUUUAUAAAUAAAAUGUAAAUGGAA